This is a messenger RNA of Trichosporon asahii var. asahii CBS 2479, 942 nucleotides long. RefSeq lists its product as uncharacterized. The record is from RefSeq and is a predicted model, not a curated record. The transcript is spliced from 2 exons. Lineage: Eukaryota; Fungi; Basidiomycota; Tremellomycetes; Trichosporonales; Trichosporonaceae. Bases 1 to 942 code for a protein of 313 amino acids.
AUGGCGACGACAGAGGCGCAACCCACGAAAACGGCUGAAGAGGCGGCCGCAGCUCAGGCGCGCUCUGAUGCUCGCGCCGCACGUAUCGCCGCCGCCGUCGAGAGGAGCAAGACAGAGUAUCAGCCCCAGCACGCGUACACGGAGCGCGGCGCGGAGCAAGCCGGACCAAGCAAGAAGGACAGGCAACGCGUCGAAUAUGCUGCUACAUGGCGUCUGCUCUCGCCUUCCUCGUCGCCUGCCGAGGCUCAGCGUGCGCUAGACGAUAUCCUCUCCUGUCUCCCCCUACUGAAGGGCAGCUCCGAGGACGCCGACCCGGCCACAUCGAGGGAUCUCUCCAAGCUUACAGGAAUGCCCCGCGAGCUGCUCGGAACGGCUCUCCGCGCAGCCAGCGAGGCGGGCAAAUCCGAGCUGGCUGCCGAGAUUGCCCGUUCGCUGAAGCGACACUGGAAGGCGAACCCUGGCCUCGCCCUUGCGUCCUCUGACGCGCUCGUUGAGGUGUCGGCUACCGAGUCCCUUCGUCCUCUUUUCGUCAUUACGGCCGUCGCGAUCCACUACCCCAUCCUCCUCGCUCUGGGCGAGAGGCUCGAUCUGGCGCUGAAGUCUGGCGAAGGACAAGCUGAGGACGCCGUCUCCUCUCUGGAGGCUGUUAGCAAGGUGGCCCACUCUCUGGCCCGGAAUAGGGCGUGGGGAUUUCAGACUGACUUGUUCGCGGAUGAGAAGGGCGAGAAGGUCAAGACGAAGCGUCCUCCGCCGAUGGCGGGCGGCGAGCUGCGGGACGCGCUCCUGGCGGCCGACAGGCGGAAACUCGAAAAGGUCAUUGGUGUCGAUGGAUCGACGCUGGACCAGGCGCUGAAGAGGCUGGGCAAGGCGCUGGGCAAGAAUGAGGAUGAGGUCGUCAUCCCCGACGGAGAGCGGAAUGAGCGUGGCGUGCGCGACUUGUAG